Molecule: messenger RNA, 2337 nt
Organism: Cornus florida
Lineage: Eukaryota; Viridiplantae; Streptophyta; Magnoliopsida; Cornales; Cornaceae
Product: pumilio homolog 24
Exons: 17
Coding region: 67-2043 (658 amino acids)
Biological process (GO): regulation of translation
Cellular component (GO): nucleolus
Molecular function (GO): mRNA binding
Source: RefSeq, a predicted model, not a curated record
AUAAACAACGAUUCAACGACACAGUCGAGACUCUGAAGAGAAGCGAAAAGCUUGAGCUAAGCAUCAAUGGCGGCGAAGGACGAACCGAAGAAGAGGAAACGAAUUUCAGACAGUAAAGGAGACGGAGAGAAAUCGAAUCCGCAGAAGAAGAAAUUUCCUUCGAAUCCUCCAAACAAGGGUUUGAAGAAACCUUUCAAAUCAUCCACACAACACCAUAAAUUUAAAUCACCGAUAGAGAAACCCAAGGAGGAGGCCCCGAAAUCGAAACGAGAACGUCGUUUACAAGCAAAGGAGCUAGUGGAGGCUAGGAAGAAGAAGAGGAAGCCACAUUACACUCUUGAACAAGAACUUGCGUCAAUGUGGGAAAAGAUGAGGCGCCGUAAUAUUUCCAAAGAAGAUAGAUCCAAGAUGGUGACUGUAGCCCUAGAGAAGAUGAAGGGGAAGAUUCCUGAUAUUGCAGGCUCACAUGUCUCUUCUCGUGUUCUGCAGACUUGUAUAAAGUACUGCUCACAAGCUGAAAGGGACACUGUAUUUGAGGAGCUUCGGCCACAUCUUCUCACCCUUGCUCGUAAUAGUUAUGCAGUCUAUCUGGUGAAGAAAAUUUUAGAUAACGCUUCAAAAAAACAGGUGGCAGAAUUUAUUUCCUCCCUCCAUGGGCAUGUUGCUUCACUUCUUCGGCAUAUGGUUGGCUCUGUUGUUGUUGAACAUGUAUAUCAGCUGGGUAAUGCAACUCAAAAACGUGCUAUUCUGAUGGAAUUAUAUUCGACCGAGCUUCAGUUGUUUAAAGAUCUUGUCUCAAUGAAAGAGAGCAGUGUUGUUGACAGGUUAGUAGAUAUAAUUUCUAAGCUAAGCCUGCAAAAGUCUUCAGUCAUACGACACAUGGGAUCUGUAUUGCAACCAAUUUUGGAGAAAGGAAUAGUGGACCACUCUAUCAUACACAGGGCGUUGAUGGAAUACUUUAGCAUUGCUGAUCAGUCCUCUGCUGCAGAUAUAAUACAGCAGUUGUCAGGACCCCUCCUUGUUCGGAUGAUUGGUACCAGGGAUGGAUCCAGGAUUGGGAUGCUUUGUGUCAAACAUGGAAGUGCCAAGGAACGAAAGAAAAUCAUCAAAGGAAUGAAAGGCCACAUAGGCAAAAUAGCUCAGGAUCCUUAUGGGAGUAUGGUGCUCGUCUGCAUUCUCUCAGUUGUUGAUGACACAAAACUUAUAAUAAAGAUUGUCAUUCGUGAGCUUCAAGAAAUUCUACAGGAGCUUGUCAUGGAUAAGAAUGGAAGGCGUCCAUUAUUGCAGCUACUUCAUCCCAAUUGUACCCGCUAUUUUACUCCUGAAGAUCUUGCUUCUCUGAAUUUAUCAGUUCCUUCUCUCUGCAACAAGGAUGACGAGGUAGAUUCCAGUUUGGGGAAGCAAAUAAUAUCUUCAGAGGUGACUGAAGCUGGUGAGGGGGACGACAAGAGUGAUACAGAGGAGGCUGCAGAUAAGGCCAACAGAAAUACAGGCCCCGGUGAGAGUGGACAUAUAAUUGAGGGUGGGAAAAAAGAUCCUCUCGUACGAAGACAAGAAUUGUUGAUCAACAGUGGGUUUGCUGAGAGACUCAUUGACACGUGUAAACAGACUGCAGAAACACUGCUUAAAUCAAACUUUGGCAAAGAGGUUAUAUAUGAGGUUGCAACUGGGGGUAAUGGAGGCAUUCUCCAUGCAGCUUUGCGUGAAAAGUUGGACACAUUGCAUGAAGAUAUUGCAUCUCUUGUGGCACAACCUAGAUCAGAGAUACCAGAAGAGGAGCAUCUCCUUGAAAAUUUCCAUUCUAGCAGGACCAUUAGAAAAUUGAUUUUAGAUUGCCCUUCUUUUGCUUCUAUUCUGUGGAAAAAAGCUUUAAAAGGGAAGUGUAGAAUGUGGGCCCAAGGUCACAGUGCUAAGAUAGUUUGCGCAUUCUUGGAAUCCACCGACUCUACUGUACGCAAAAUGACAGAAGAAGAGUUGCAGCCUUUGAUCGAUGGUGGUAUACUGAAAUUACCCAAGGCAAAGCAGUUGGCAAAAGAAGGUUAAGUCACCCAAGGCAGAUGAUCAAGAAACUUUUUUUCUAAGUUAGCAUGGCUUCUGUUAGGUCACAGGCUGAUUCGCCUCUAUCUUACUACAAAUGUUGUUUAAAUGGUGAAUUACUAAAAAGCACUCUGACGGGGUUGGUGGCAGAAGUGAAGUUUUGUAUCGAGUGUUUUCAGAAUGGUUGAAUCCAAUUUUGAGUUACAAAAUUGUGUAGGAGUAAUACGAAUUGAAGGGUUACUGAUUGUCGAUGCAUACUUACAGAAACAUAUAUUUACUGUUUCUUCCAUUUAGUCUAAA